Phyllostomus discolor (pale spear-nosed bat) is the source of this 1172-nucleotide messenger RNA. It is a transcript of the gene GEMIN7, whose product is annotated as gem nuclear organelle associated protein 7. Gene Ontology annotation, cellular component: SMN-Sm protein complex. NCBI's taxonomy places the organism in Eukaryota, Metazoa, Chordata, Mammalia, Chiroptera, Phyllostomidae. Gene Ontology annotation, biological process: spliceosomal snRNP assembly. The transcript has 2 exons. Bases 300 to 695 code for a protein of 131 amino acids. The record is from RefSeq and is a predicted model, not a curated record. Gene Ontology annotation, molecular function: RNA binding.
AGCUCUGCCUUUAACCCCUCUUUGGGCCUCGAUUUCAUCUUCCUAAAAUGGGCAUCCUGGACGCCCCCACCUGGAAGAUGGUGGAUGAGAUCUAAGCGCCCGACCGCGGCGAAGCGCGGGGCUGGGUAGGCUCGCAAGUCCGCCAGCCCGCAAACGACCACGUGGGGCGGCGCUGGUCGCGUCGGAACCCAAGCUGGGCGGCUCGCGGCCCCGCCCGGGCCCGUGCAGCCGGGGCGCCGGCGGAAGUGGGGGCGCCGGCACGCGGACCUGGGUGAGUUCGGGGUAUUGCAGCCUGGACAAUGCAGACUCCACUGGCCAGUCCUGUGCCUGUAAUCCGGCUCCCCCGGGGCCCUGAUGGCCUGAGCCGAGGCUUUGCCCCUGAUGGACGUAGGGCCCUCCUGAAGCCAGAGGUUUCUGAAACCCCGGAGUCCCUCAUAGUUCACGAAUCUCGGGAAUCCCAGGAGCAGCAGGCCCGAGCCAUGCUCCGGGAGCGCUACCUCCGCAGCUUGCUGGCCAUGGUGGGCCGCCAGGUCAGCUUCACCUUGCAUGAGGGUGUGCACGUAACUGCCCAGUUUGGAGCCACUGACCUGGACGUGGCCAACUUCUACGUGUCACAGCUGCAGACUCCAAUAGGUGUGCAGGCGGAGGCACUGCUCCGGUGUAGUGACAUUAUUGCUUACAACUUCAAGUUAUAAAGACAUUACCGUGGUCACCUUCUGCCUUAGGCCUAGCCACAGAUUCCCAGGCCUCUGACUGUUCUGGAUCUCUGGCCCCAUCGAGUUUAGAAUUCCCUUGGAAUUUUGAGCCAAUCUCCAAGCAACUUUGGCUUUUUUGGAUCUCCAGGGUCUAGUCAGUAAAAUUCUGCAACCCCAGGAGUUCUAUGUCCCGUGGAAAGGAAUGCUCGACCUCACAGAACUCUGAACUCUACAGAAAUGUGGGCCUUUGGCCAGUUCCUAAAGACUGGGGGUGGGCUGGGCUGGGGGAGGGGCAGUGGGAAUAAAGGAAGGGAAAUUGCAAAGUGGGAAAUUAUUUAUUAUAGAAGUUGCAGCCCUGGCCAGGGAGCUCAGUUGGUUAGCGUAUCCCGAUACACCAAGGUUGUGGGUCUGAUUCUGGGUUGGGUGGCUGAAAGAAACCACCAAUGAAAUGCAUGAAUAAAUGGAACAACAAGUGGG